GGACCUUAGUUACAUCUUUCUGUUAUACAAGAAGAAUUCUCAGGAAGACGAUUUACCAUCCAGGCUAGCUGCGGAGUAAUGGAAACAGGGAGUGGUACAAUUAUGGAGGAUGCAGCCAAAUAUUGGAUGUGGAUGAACAGCAAACCCGUCGGUGAUGUUAGGUCAAGCUCAAACAACGUUAUUGUCGGUGAAGCUAAUAAUUGGGAAGAACGAGCGUUUGCGGUGGAUUCAGCUGGACCUCUAGGGGGAUUUGUAUGGCCGCCAAGAUCUUAUACAUGUAGUUUCUGUGCAAGAGAAUUCAGGUCAGCUCAAGCCUUAGGUGGGCAUAUGAACGUACACAGGAGGGAUAGAGCUAGGCUUAAAGAAUCUGAUCAUCCUCCAAUUUAUCAUUAUAGUCCCAACAAUAACAAUAUCCAUCGAGCUGUGGAUUACAAUUCUGACGGUAGUAUUGUAUCACUGUUACCUCUAUCAUCAACGCAAGAGAUUAGAGAUGUCAACGGUGCGGCCGGGAAGACCAUAUUACUGGUUUCUCCUUCCUUUGCUUGGUCUCCCACAGUUGUUCAUGAAAACAAUUAUGAACAGAUUAAGGAAGUAGCAGGAUCGACACUUUUUUCACAAAAUCUCUCACAAACAGCAGAUCCGGUUUUGGUUAGGGUCCCUAGUAGUAGUGGUAGUUGUAGUAGUAGUGCUGUUAUCUGUCAAUCAGCCGUAAAGCUUGAUAGAGACAAAAGUUCAUCAAAGGCAAAUGACAUAGACAUACUCGAAGAUGAAUUAGCCAAGGAGGAUUCAACGGCAGCUGCUGGUUCAGGUGUAAGCUUAUCGUGUAAUAUAGACUCAAACCGGCGCCCUACAUGCUCUAUUAACAUUCAUCGUCAUGUAUCUUCGACUAGUAACAAGCGACGCCGAAGAGAUAUACAACCGCCCUCAUCUCUCUCCCAGCUUAUGCCAGCAGGUGGUACUGCUGGUUCAACAUCCUCAGCUUUUGACAAGACGAAUGGGUUACUCCACAGUUAUAACUCAUCUAUGGAUGAGUUAGAUCUUGAGCUCCGGUUAUAGGCGGCAACGGAUUCUUUGCGCACCAUGGACCUCAAAUAGACGUAUGUACCUAUUUAAUCCAUGUUUAUCAAAUUUUUUUACUUAGCUUGUCUAGUUAAUAGUUAUAAAUAAGGUUUAAUCCCAAGUCUCUUUAGGCUUCAACUGCUAGUUACUUAGAUAAGCAUACAUUACAUUUGGAUAUUUGUACAAGUCUUUUACAGAUAAUCGGCAACAAAAUUACACAAUUGAUAUUGAGAACUAAUAUACUAGUUAAUUAAAUCAUUGAAAUUAA
This is a messenger RNA of Papaver somniferum (opium poppy), 1327 nucleotides long. Its product is annotated as zinc finger protein 10-like. Bases 79 to 1056 code for a protein of 325 amino acids. The record is from RefSeq and is a predicted model, not a curated record. The transcript has a single exon. NCBI's taxonomy places the organism in Eukaryota, Viridiplantae, Streptophyta, Magnoliopsida, Ranunculales, Papaveraceae.